GCAAACUGUUGAUAUGUGUGAUGCUUUAAAAUCAAAUUUUUGAAAUUUUAUAAGAAAAACGAGAUGUCGGGUAGAGAAGUCGAAUCGGCCCUUCAUCUUGGCCUCGUCUUUCAACAAAUCCCAGAAACGUCAACGGUAACAGCAACAUCUGGUGAGACAUCACGUAAGCGUACGGCAGAUGUGGAACCGGCUGCAGAUGUUCCUUCGGCAAGUCGCCGUCGUCGUAAUGCUAACACGGAUGCAUCAUCAUAUAUUAGGCCAACAUUUCCCAGUUGCUGCGUUAACGGUGUUGUUGAGCAAACGUGCCUCAUACCUUCAUCUCCGGGUUAUGAUCCAACUGCCGCUGCUGCCGUACAACCACCUACAACGCCGAUCUAUGGACCUCAGGUUAUCGCUCCUCAAAUUCACGCUCAGCUUGCUUCUUUGCCGAGCACGUCUAUUGUACAUAAUGUGACUCCAAUCGCUCUUCACCUUCAUGGACCUCCCUCGGUCGCAUCAAAUUAUGCAUAUUUUCUGCCACAUCCGCCACUGAUGGGUUUACGCCUGCCAACAACACCACUGCAAUACGUGUCGCAGGAUAUUCCAUUUGCGGAUCGUCAUUUUCUUCCACCAUUGAUAAAUGAUAUCCCGGACGAAUAUUCUGGUAUUCAGCGUUCAUUGGAUGAAAUGCCUGUGCCACAGUCUGCAAUUCCAUCUUCAGUGAACGCUGGCAAUAAUUGGGAUCACAGUACAGCGCACUUCCGUUUAUAUCCCGGCUUUUCGUAUCUCCCAAGAGCGAUUAACGCGCAAAUGGAGUCAGUAGCUUCCCGUGUUCGAAUUGCUCAAGCAGCUGCUCAGGUUGGCGUUGAUCCGGCUACUGCGACACAGAUGUUGGCAAAUCGGGCUCGCCAUCCUAUCGAUUAUUAUGCAGAUAACAACCACAAUUCCGUUCCUUUAGUUGAGGGACCUGUUGCUGUUCCAACGAUGGCUGCGGAAUGGAUGCCACAACAAACGGCGCUUCAAAGUACCAUCGAGACUGUAUCAGCAGCCAGUUACCAUCAGCAACUGGAAAGACUGGCAAAUGGUGAGAUUCCGUUCCGUGCGUGGGAAGCAGCUGUUCUCCAUAUCUUUGAUCGUAUGGCACCUCAGAUGAAUGCAGCUCGUCUACCACCUAAAGGAAUGACAAAGAACGAAAUUGAUCAGUUAAAGUCGUUCCGUGUUACUGACCCGGCACUCCUGAUGGAGAAAGUGUGCGUAAUCUGUCAGUGCGAUUUUGAGAAACGCGAUUUGGUCCGCAUGCUGCCGUGCGCACAUCAUUUUCAUCUAAAAUGCAUUGAUAAAUGGUUGAGGGGCAAUCGCACAUGCCCAAUUUGUCGCCAGAAUGCUGCACCGGAUGAAGACGACACUUUUGAAGUGAUAUCUGGCAGAGCUGGCAGAGUGGCUGCGGUAGUUACGGGGACAUCUGGAACAUCUGGUGGGGCAGGAGCCGAAAAUACUCCAAUGGAAGAGAACGGUGAUCAUGAAAAUCCACGUGCAGCAGUACAGGUUAUCACUCAAAUGCGAGGAACACCAGAGCCUGCGGACGGAUCGUUUCAUGAUUCUCGUUACUAGAAAUUGAUCCAAGUGCCAUUAAUUUUUAUUUUUUGGUCUAGGCAUUUUUCGUGGACUAGAAUUUCUUGAAUUUAAAUUGUAAAACAGACUUCUGUGAUUCCGACAUCGGUUUUGACCUUUUUUUGAUAAAUAUGUAAAUUUUCUCUCUUAUUUUGCACAUUGC
Loa loa (African eye worm) is the source of this 1753-nucleotide messenger RNA. RefSeq lists its product as hypothetical. The transcript has 8 exons. The record is from RefSeq and is a predicted model, not a curated record. Bases 64 to 1590 code for a protein of 508 amino acids. NCBI's taxonomy places the organism in Eukaryota, Metazoa, Nematoda, Chromadorea, Rhabditida, Onchocercidae.